AAGCCGUGUGCAAAGAAGCUUACACUCCCAUCUCGGUCCCUCCCAAUGUAGAAUUAAAACAUGAGCUGAGCUGCUGUGCAGUCACUCCGAGUUUGGCCACAGCAUCAGCAUCAACAUGCCGAAGUGCCCUAAGUGUCAGAAGGAAGUCUACUUUGCUGAAAGGGUGACCUCACUUAAUAAGGACUGGCACAGACCAUGCCUACGAUGUGAGAAGUGCAGCAAGACUCUGACUCCGGGGAGUCACGCUGAGCAUGAGGGAAAACCCUAUUGCAACGCGCCUUGUUAUAGUGCCUUGUUUGGACCAAAAGGAUUUGGGCGCGGAGGUACAGAAAGUCACACCUUCAAAUGAAGCAGUCUGAGCACGCACAGUAUCCGGAGAACUUCUCCGCCCUACCUGCAAUGAAUUGUUUGUCCCUGCCGUCUAUUGAUAUGCCAGUUCUCAUAUAUAAAUAUCCUAGUGCCCUGUCCACCAUCUGAACGACCCGUAUCAAGCGCUAGCAAUGGAAAGUCCGCUCUCCGAUACCACUAGAAGUAUAGAUAAUGACCCUUGUAAUCAUACAUUUUGAUACAGAAGUAAAAUAUCUGGCAAGUGGAUGUGAUUAUUCAUGAAUAAAUAGAAAUACUU
Messenger RNA from Bufo gargarizans (Asiatic toad), 625 nucleotides. RefSeq names its product cysteine rich protein 1 (gene CRIP1). Gene Ontology annotation, molecular function: zinc ion binding. NCBI's taxonomy places the organism in Eukaryota, Metazoa, Chordata, Amphibia, Anura, Bufonidae. Gene Ontology annotation, biological process: regulation of gene expression; intrinsic apoptotic signaling pathway in response to DNA damage. The record is from RefSeq and is a predicted model, not a curated record. Bases 116 to 349 code for a protein of 77 amino acids. The transcript is spliced from 5 exons.